Aspergillus pseudoviridinutans is the source of this 1398-nucleotide messenger RNA. RefSeq lists its product as uncharacterized. The transcript has 4 exons. Gene Ontology annotation, biological process: positive regulation of transcription by RNA polymerase II. The coding region runs from base 1 to 1398 and encodes 465 amino acids. The record is from RefSeq and is a predicted model, not a curated record. NCBI's taxonomy places the organism in Eukaryota, Fungi, Ascomycota, Eurotiomycetes, Eurotiales, Aspergillaceae. Gene Ontology annotation, molecular function: transcription cis-regulatory region binding; DNA-binding transcription factor activity. Gene Ontology annotation, cellular component: nucleus.
AUGGUCCUAGAGCUCUCCCAUUACUUCAACGACCACCUCUGCCCAGAAUUGGUCAUUGUAGAUUCGCCUUUGAACCCGCACCGGAUGGAUCUCAACAUACUCCCCUAUAUCCCCGAUUUCUUGCUCAGUCUCCUGAUUACUGCCUCUGCAAUACACCAAGUAAUCCAGUCGCAGCCCAAUUGGCAUCUGAUCACAGUGAAUCGAACACGGGCCUUGCGGGCUAAAGUCCACCCUGGCGAAUUGGAGCCUCUCCAAACGCUUCGCCAUCCGUUAAGCUAUUUCAUCUACAAGCACCGAUCGCAGUCGUUACGAGGGUUGAAUCAGUAUUUGUCCGAGGCAGGAGCAGAGGGGCAAGAUCUGGUCUUCCAUACUGUUACUAUCAUGCUCAUGUCGGAGAUUCAAAGAUCAGCAUUCUGCAACUGGAAAAUCCAUUUCGAAGGUCUGAAGAACAUCAUUGCAUCUCAAGGUGGAUUUGAAGUGCUGGUAUCCACCAGACUUGGGAAUCUUCGAUAUUCUUUAGGCCACUUCAUGCUAAUCGAUGUAAUGAGCUCGGUCUCCACGGCUGCCUCAUCCUUGGCACAUGACACUCCGUCACAACUGAGAUAUAUCGACUGGCUGCCAGAGUUACACGGCGACGGGCUGGAAAAUGGAUUCCCGUGCCCCGAUGAGCUUUUGGCGUGUAUCAUCCACACGAACAACCUCAGAUUCAUACUUCAUCACCAUCCUCAUGAUGACACGGCGCGUGUGAACAGUGCUAUUCUGGACCUAGUUCGCAACAUCAUCACAUUCUCUCCCACGGCUUGGGCCCAACGGGCCCUCGACUCCUACAAUGAGAGACUGGAAGAACGUGUGGAAAGGCAGCGACCGCGGAAGAGAUUGAACCUUGUUCCACAGCCUGUUGAAGGCGAGGGCUGGGCUGAUCUGGCCGCUGCAUUCCAGGCAGCUACCUUGCUCUACUGCCUCAGGGCAUUAGUCCUCAAUCAUGGGAAGGAAAGCAUCCUUCCAGAGAUGUUGGGCAACCUUUAUGAAGGGCUCAUUCCGGAUGUCCAGUGCCUUGCCAGCGUAACCCUGAGCAACCUUCUCUGCAUGCUUCAUCCUUUGAUGGACCAACCGCUCCAGAAGGGCAAGUCGUUGGGCCGCUUCAUGUUCUGGCCCGUGUUGAUCGCGGGGCUGGAAAGUACAUGCAGUUCUGAGGCGUUGUCAGAAAGGCCGUUCAUUGUGAGCUCUCUGCAGGACCUUUGUCGAUGUCUCGGCGACAUGAGCGCCCUUGAUGCGGCAGUGUUCCUCCUGUCGGCAUGGAACCUAGACGAGGCAAAUCAUUCCGGGACCAUGCAAAGAGUUUGCACUUGGGACGAGCUUUUUGAGAGAAUGGGCGUGCAUGGCGUCUUCUUUUUCUGA